This is a messenger RNA of Thlaspi arvense, 561 nucleotides long. NCBI's taxonomy places the organism in Eukaryota, Viridiplantae, Streptophyta, Magnoliopsida, Brassicales, Brassicaceae. The record is from the annotation of a GenBank genome assembly.
AUGGCUAUAGCUUCAAGGUUUCUGAGGAACUUGCCUAGGUCUAUCAAGCUUUCUCCAUCCCAUCUCCGUAGCAAUGGCGCAAGGGCUUUAAGCUGUUUGGUUCAGAGAACCACCGAGCCGUUGAAUUCAUUCUGGCGAAUAGGAUCUCGAAUCCCCCAUGAUUUUGUUACUACGAGAAGCUUCUCUUCUCAAGGUCCUGCUCCGAGCGAUUAUAGUUCGGUUUUGCAGGAGGAUGAGUUUCACAGAUUAGCCAAUUUCACUAUAAAUGACCUUCUUGAGAAAAUUGAGGAUUAUGGUGAUAAUGUCCAGAUUGAUGGUUUCGACAUAGAUUAUGGGAAUGAAGUUCUCACCCUUAAGCUUGGAUCAUUAGGCACUUAUGUAAUCAAUAAGCAGACUCCAAAUCGACAAAUCUGGAUGUCUUCCCCCGUGAGUGGCCCUUCUAGAUUCGACUGGGACCAGGAUGCUAAUGCUUGGAUUUACCGGCGAACAGAAGCAAAGUUGCAUAAACUCUUAGAAGAAGAGUUAGAGAAUCUCUGUGGCGAACCGAUUCAACUCUCAUAA